AAUUGACUGUCUCAUGCAAAAGUUGCUCCACAGUACCUUGCACUACACAGUCAACAGUACCCUCACAGACAGAUAGAACCAUGGUGGAAAGUCUGCAGAAUGUUGCUACACCUUUCAAACAGAUGACACAGCAAUUUGGAGAUCAAACUCAUAUUUCAAUGACAAAGUCUCCUUCGGCUUUAUCAGAUGUUCCACACCAGGUUUUACAUUCAGGGACAUUGCCCAGCAGGCGGCCUGAGACUGACACUAUGGUGGAGCCUGUCUUUACACAAACACUGGAUUCAAAAACACAACAAUCUGUUUCUUCCGAUCAGCAGAAAGGACAAAUUAUUUUCCAGCCAAGAGAACUGCCAAGACAUCAGCCAUUUCUGUCUUCCAUGCCAGGAACCAUUCAGACACCAAGACCAGAGGUAGCUGGAGAGACCAACAUCAUGUCCAGGUUCAACCGGUUGUCCAUGUCAGUUCCCAGACCAGUCACCUUGACCUCGACUUCCUCGGGAAUUGACCUUCGACCUCCCAUCAUGACCCCCCUGGCCAUGAGAGGGGGGAUGGGGGCCAGUUCAGGGGCAAAGGUUGUCACACCAGAGGUGGUGUCGGCGUCACCUGGAGAGUCGCCUGUGUUAUACCCAGAUUUGGACCAGUCACCUGUGUUGCUGAGACGCGAUGGUGGUGGUGUAAUGGUGAGCGAACAGCAUGCUACAGCGUUUAGUAGGAACAGUGCGCUGAAGGUUUGGAACAUGGGUGAUACUAAUACACAGGAAAAUGGAAUUCGGCUUAAUGGUAAUGGCAUUUCUGAUGAGACGUCAAUACAAUUUUCCUCUGGCCAAUCCAUGGUGCCCUUGCAAGGCAGAGGGGACAGUCCACAAGCCAGGGAUUCUGAUGUGCAAGUUGUUGUCUCUGAAGACUUGGAUUCUACAGAGACAUCACUCACCACAAGCAAAAGAAGUUUUCACAGCUCAACAGAACAUGGACAAGAUUGCCAGAAGACAUCUCCCUCCUUGCCUGUACCACAGACUGUAGGUGUCAGCACUGGGAGGUCUAGACUUGCUGCUGUCCUGGUGACUGGCGCCACACAGCGUUUUCAGGAGGCACUACUGGAUGAAGAGUGCGCCCUCUAUGCAUGUCGUCUCCAGACCAAGUUUUCUCCCCAGCCACAGCAACCUCGAUCUUGCCAUAACCCUGUGGCGUUGGUUUUGGCAGAAGGAGAUGAUAUGCACUUCAUUCCUGUUCGAGAAGACUCCUACCACCCAAGGCCAUCAGAUGAGGGAUCAGCAUUUUCUUGCCUUGCCUAAAAU
Messenger RNA from Lingula anatina, 1295 nucleotides. RefSeq lists its product as uncharacterized. NCBI's taxonomy places the organism in Eukaryota, Metazoa, Brachiopoda, Lingulata, Lingulida, Lingulidae. The record is from RefSeq and is a predicted model, not a curated record.